AUGAAAGGGUUCGGAAAAAAGAAAGAGGCGGAGCUUGCUGUUGGUUCGGCUCUUGCAGCUGUGCUUCCAGCAAACCCAAAGCCGUGGUACUUGACGCCUCACUUGCUCAAGUUGAACCUUUGCUUAUUGAUUCCUUUGCUUUCUUCUGCUUCCGUUGGCUAUGAUGGUUCAAUGAUGAACGGCCUUCAAACCCUCCCUCAAUGGCGUGGAUUCUUCGGAAAUCCCGAGGGCGCAGUUCUUGGCCUUAUGAAUGCGGUUUAUCCUCUCGGCAAAGUCGUCGCACUCUUCGUUGUCACCUACAUCUGCGACCGCUGGGGUCGCAAGCUGCCUAUCAUCAUUGGGCUUGCAGCUUGCAUUGGGUUUGCCGUCUUGCAGGGACUGUCGCAAAACCUUGCCACUUUUGUAACCGCAAGAGCUUUGUUAGGCUUCUUCACCACCUUCAUCAGUCAGCCAAGCCCCAUUAUUAUCACCGAGUUAGCGUACCCGCCCCAGCGAGGUAAAGCGACGGCACUUUAUAAUACUUUCUUUGUAAAGUACCCAUCAAAGUAUUUCGGAUCUAUCUUUGCUGCAUGGUGCACCUUUGGAACUUUCAAGAACCCAACGGCCUGGAGCUGGAGAAUUCCUUCCAUUUUGCAAGGAGCCCUACCAGUCAUUCAACUAAUGGGAGUGUUUUUCCUUCCCGAAUCCCCUCGUUGGCUUAUGAGUCGUGGUCGCAAAGACGAGGCAAGACAGUUUUUCGCAGACUACCAUGCUGGCGGAGACAUUAACAGCCCACUGGUCGAAUUUGAGAUGCAAGAAGUCGAGAGCACUCUGAAUGCUGAAGCUGAAGCCAUGUCCCAGUCAUCUUGGCUUGAACUUAUCCGAACGCCUGCAAACCGAAGACGUACUCUCAUUGCCAUGAUUGUCGGCUUCUUCAGUCAAUGGAACGGCGUUGCAGUUGUCAGUUAUUAUCUGAAUCUGGUCCUCAACACGAUUGGAAUCACGGAAGUCAAGGACCAAACUCUUAUCAACGGUAUCCUGCAAAUUUUCAACUGGGUGAUAUCAACCUUCCUCGGAGCUCUUAUGGUUGAUCGCCUGGGUCGUCGCGCUCUGUUCCUCAUUUCCACUGGAGGCAUGCUGAUCAGUUACAUCGUAUGGACGGGCCUGACAUCUUCGUUUGUUUCCAGUGGAAACGAGGCGACCGGCAAGGCAGUCCUGGGAUUCAUCUUUAUCUUCUACUUUUUCUACGACGUAUCUUGGACCCCUCUAUUACAAGCCUACCCUGUCGAAAUCUUCCCUUACACACUUCGGGCGCGUGGCUUGUCUGUUACUUACAUCACCGCCUUUACCGGCCUCAUCAUUGGCAACCAGGUCAACCCAAUCGCGAUGAAAGCAAUUGCCUGGAAGUACUACAUCGUUUUUUGUUGUAUUCUUGGGUUGAUAUUCGGAUUAAUUUGGUUCCUCUUCCCUGAGACAAAGGGCCAUACACUGGAAGAGAUCCGAGAGGUGUUUGAGGGCAAGUCUGAGAAGGUUCAUGGCAAAGAAGCGGAUGUUGAAGAAGGAGAGGUUGAAGACGUCCCCAAGGAGGCUAAAGUGAAGCAGGUUGAGACUGCCUAA
Colletotrichum truncatum is the source of this 1596-nucleotide messenger RNA. The record is from RefSeq and is a predicted model, not a curated record. NCBI's taxonomy places the organism in Eukaryota, Fungi, Ascomycota, Sordariomycetes, Glomerellales, Glomerellaceae.